This is a messenger RNA of Hylaeus volcanicus, 9595 nucleotides long. Its product is annotated as neuroligin-1-like. NCBI's taxonomy places the organism in Eukaryota, Metazoa, Arthropoda, Insecta, Hymenoptera, Colletidae. Gene Ontology annotation, biological process: modulation of chemical synaptic transmission; presynaptic membrane assembly; synaptic vesicle endocytosis. Gene Ontology annotation, molecular function: signaling receptor activity; neurexin family protein binding. The coding region runs from base 1763 to 4828 and encodes 1021 amino acids. The transcript has 8 exons. Gene Ontology annotation, cellular component: cell surface; postsynaptic membrane; synapse. The record is from RefSeq and is a predicted model, not a curated record.
CACCGCCACCUCCAUGGAGGUCGCGCGGCUGGCCGUCAGUAGAGCCCGGGACAGACAGCCGAUCGCGCGCACGGAGGGUGCGAGUCGUCCCUGGGAUUGCUCGUCGGAUCGGGUUUGGUCGGUUUGGUCGGUUUGGUCGGUUGCACGGUUGCGGGCGGUCGCAUGCUCGGUUGGGACGGAAUAAACCUCCCCUACUCGCGAUCGUUUCUCCCCGUUCGUCGAUGUUGCUGCCGAGUCACCCGUUGUUUGGAAUUGCCGCGUAGUCGCGAGAGGAUUCCACGGAACCGCGAUCGCGAGAUGAAGACACCUCGUGGGUAGUGGUGGUGAGGGUGCAGGUGGUGGAGUGGUGGACGAGUUUCUUCGCGAACCGAGCAGACGGGUACCGAGCUGCACGAGUGUCGUGUGAAACUGGACCCGGUCCGUGGAUUUGACAGCGAUUGGAUUUCAUUGGACACCACCGUCUGGACCACCAGCCGUGAGACUUCCUGGCCACGCCGAUGGACCGAUCUCGCGUUCGCGUCUAGACUGGAGGACCCUCGUGGAGCUGGACGAUAUCUCGUAAACGACGAGACCAAGUAAAGAGAAAUCGUACGAAGAAGACUGUUUAGCACAGAAACUAGGAACCGUAGAAUCAAAGUCAAGGAAUUGAUCGAUAGCCCUCGUUACUCCUCGAACCGAGCAAGAAUCCAAUGUUCUCCUCGACUGAAACUCUUUCUCGGCGAACCGUAAGAAUAGUCAGCGUUAGUCGUCGCUAGAUCUUUGAAACUCCAUUCGUGUUCGAGGGGUGGAAAGGCGUAACCUCGUACCCUCUUUGCCGAUGCUUUCCCCAACUUUAAUCGCUUGCUUCGAGCCGAGCUCGUCGUUGAUCGCGCGAACAACGAGAACGGCGAGUGCCAGAGCCACAGGAAACGACGACAAUCGGGCAACGUGGACGCUCGUUGCCGGCACAGCACGUCCUCGAGGAUGGAACUGAGAGCCUUGCAGCCAAUCAGCGCGCUAGCAGCGAGUUUUUGCCAGUUCACGGUGAUUCGUUCGACGAUCACGGAGAGAGAAUCGCAGCGAGGCGAGAAAGUCACUGAGUCGCGGUAUUGGGAGCCAAGAACAGUGAAAAAUCGUGGAAAGGAGAGAAAGGAGCAAACCAUACAGCGGGAAUACUGGAGAUCGAGAGAGGAAAGGGUUAGCGGAAAGGAAGAGGCGGUGAAGAGUUCCAGGGAAGUAGAGUUUCGCGAGAAGGAAGUGGCGAAAAGUUUCGCGGAAAGAGAAAUAGCGAUCGAGUGUCCCGAGAGGGAAGCAAGUUCCGAGCGAGAAGAGGUGAUAGAAGAGAGUCCAAAGCUAGAUAGAGCUGGGAAGGGAAAGGAUAUAGAGACGGAAAACCGCGGAAAGGGGGAAGGAACGAUAAUAGUGCAGCCCAAGUGGGAAGUAAGUUCCGAGAAAGAGGAAGUAGGGGUUAAGAGUUCGAAGAAGGAGGGAAGAGUAGAGGAAGUAAUCAAGUGUCCCAAGUGGGAGGCGAAUUUGAAGAAAGAAGCGAGUCCUAAGGCAGAGGGAGGAACAGAGGAACCAGGAACGAUAAUCGAGCGUCCCAAGCGGGAAGCAAGGUCCAAGGAAGAAGAAUCGGUCAAGGGCAGUCUGAAGGAAGAUAAAACUGUAGAAGGAAAGGUUCUAGAGACAGAGGGCGGAGAAGGGGAAGAAGAGGGUCGUCCCUUAGCAGGAGGGCCCCACAGAUGCGGGGCCCGGAGGGGCCAGUCCGCGGCGGCGUGACGCGAUGCGGACGUCCUCCUCCUCGUCCCCGAGGAAGAGGAAGAGGAAAGACCUCUCGCCUCUCGACCCAAUCGAAAGUCUGCCUUCCUUGGACAAUAGUUUCGGCCGAUCGUCGUCCGUCUUCCGCAAUGCUGGCCAGCGUUUCGACUCUAGGACGGAAGACGUCGACGAGCGUUUCGCGUCGGUCGUGCUCGAUGCUCGUUCGUCGUGGAACUGUGACUCAGGGAACGACGAGGGGUUGUGCAACGUCUGUGACGUGGGGAUCGCGAGAAAAAGGGACGAUGUUUCCUUGGGAAGAAGAGGGUGCUCGGAGAAAGGGGGCGGGGAUGAAGCAGAGUGGACGGGAGAGUUUGUUCGGCGACGUCGCGAUAACAGAGCAGAUGGCUCGAAGAAGCGUCUGGCGGCGAUCGUCGUGUUCCUCGGGCUUCUGUGCGGACAUUGGCGCCCUGCUGGAGCGGAGGCUCUCGCGGGUAGCCAGAAGUACAGCACCAGGACGGUCAAAACGAGGUACGGGAUCCUCCGCGGCGUCGAGGCCAGAUCGUCGACGUCCGUCGAGACUUACUACGGGGUGCCGUACGCGACCCCGCCCGUCGGAGCGUUGCGAUACAUGCCACCCGUCACCCCGACGCCGUGGCGCGGCACAAAAUUGGCGGACACCAUGCCACCCGCGUGUCCACAGAAACCACCGGAACCGGAUGCGAGUCUGCCGCGGCCCAGGCGCGCCUACCUCGAGAGGCUAGCGCCCAUGUUGGCCAACCAGAGCGAAGACUGCCUAUACUUGAACCUCUAUGUGCCCAAACCUCCUCACGGUAGUACCCCAGACUUGUUACCAGCUCUUCUUCUUAUUCACGGUGAUUCCUAUUCGUGGGGCGCUGGUAAUUCCUUCGAUGGAACCGCGUUGGCUGCUUAUGGACGCCUUAUCGUCGUGUCUAUCAAUUUUCGCCUCGGCGUACUUGGCUUUCUUAAAACCGGGCCGAAGGGGAACGCGCAAGGAAAUUACGGCUUGAUGGAUCUAGUGGCAGGUCUUCAUUGGCUGCACGAGAAUCUUGGCGCUUUUGGCGGCGACCCCGAUCGACUGACACUUUUUGGCCACGGAACAGGGGCCGCGCUCGCCAAUUUUUUAGCCGUCUCACCCAUGGCAAAAGAUUUAGUCGAGAGGGUAGUUUUACUGGGUGGCUCGGCCCUGUCACCCUGGGCUGUUCAACGAGAUCCGUUGGCGGUGAAGCGUCGCGUCUCCGAUCAGACUGGAUGUCCUGGAGACGUCGAGACAGAUGAUAUCGCGCCGUGCCUUCGUUUGAGGAACCUGGAGGAACUUUUCGCGGUGCAGUUGGAUCCACCAAGAUUCACUUCUGGGUUUGCACCCUUCAUGGAUGGAGCGGUCAUGCCUCAACCGGUCAAUCAGAAUUUCCAGCCGACCGCUGCCUCGUCGGGUCUGAUGCCCCUGGUGCCUGGUCCUGGGACAGAGUUCGCUGGCUUCGGCGAUCGGGACCUGCUGCUCGGAUUAACGUCGGAGGAAGCUUGGGUAAAUCUCACCGACGACGACAUACAGAACGGCUUGAACGAGACCAGGAGGGAUCGUAUUCUCCGCACUUACGUGCGAAACACCUAUCGUUACCACCUUCACGAGAUCUACUCGACCCUCCGUAACGAGUACACGGACUGGGAGAGAGGCGAGCAGAGUCCGUCAGCCAUUUGCGAGGGCCUGUUGUCCCUCCUGGGGGACGGUCAAGUCGCAGCGCCGCUUCUGAGGCUCGCAUUGCUGCAUUCAGCCGCUGGUGGCCGCGGUUACUUCCUCCAUUUCCAGCUUGGCGAUCGACCGAGCCAGAGGGGCGAGGAGGUCCCCUACCUCCUGGGGAUACCUCUUCUCCGCGGAGAGAUCGUCUCCGUUUUGUCCGCUCCCGUCAACUACACUGUGGCAGACGAGAACCUGUCCAAACUGUUGGUUCACUACGUGGCGAACUUCGUGAAACGAGGGGACCCUAACGGCGUCAGUCCGCUGACAUCAGGAUCCGACGGGCUUCCGACCAGCCCUCCGUUCUGGGAUUCGUACGAUUCAAUAAAUCAGCUCUACCUGGAGGCCGGUCGUAGCACGGAAAUGCGGUCGCAUUACAGGGGUCACAAGAUGUCUCUGUGGUUGAAUCUGUUACCCCAGCUCCAUCGACCCGGUUACGAGAUCAGUAUGCGUCACCAUCACCUGGCCGAUAGUCCCAGUCUUUACGAAGGCGCGGUGCGUCCUCAGACGAUGGCGCUCCCGCUCCCGGCGCCUCCGUUACCCAUGCCCUCGCCCACGGAACCGUCGUCGGUAUCCACCUCGAUAUCGACCACCGAAUGCACACCGAACGUGACCGUCGCUACCACGGUGGCAACCACCUCUAAAACGCUGCAGCACCCGAAUCUGGGCCCAGGACCCAACAACCUUCUGAGGAAACUGGCCUCUAGCCACUACCAGAGUUACACCACCGCCUUGACGGUCACCAUAGCGGUGGGCGUGUUCCUGUUGCUGUUGAACAUCCUCAUCUUCGCUGGGAUUUACCAUCAGCGAGACAGGAACGUCUCGGGUGGCGCUGGCGGUCUGUCGUCCGCGUUCGGCGACAAGAAGAAGGAGGAAUUCUUGGAGGCUGGAUGCUCAGGGAUCGAGAUGUCCUCGGGUAAGCAAAGGCUGUCCUCGUUGAACCUAAUGGACUCUCCGUCCUCGAGCCCGCCGCCUCACAAGGCGAAACUGGCGCAGGAGUUAGAGCUGCAGCUGCAAGAAUUUCAGUGCUCGCCCCCACCUGGAGGCGGCAAGAGGAUACUGGAGCCACCGUUGUAUACCAUGAGUCCCUGUGUUCAGCGAACACGUACACCGUCGCCAUGCGUCGACGCAACCACUGCCAGGAUGGACGACGACGACGACGACGACGACGGGGACAGCAGCGACGAUGACAACGACGACGAGAAUCUCCCGGAACCACCGCCACCCCCCAAGGCUCCAGCGCCCAACGUGGCUCUGUCCUGUCCAGGAAUCCUCAGGCAGCCUGGCACACCGGGCAGCGCCAAGAAACGUGUUCAGAUUCAGGAGAUCUCGGUCUGAAGAAGACUCUAGACUCUAGGUCGCUACUGCUGGCAGUAGUCGACCCCUGUUGGGAGAGCUCUUGGGGAUUAGAAGUCGAUAGACGCUGGAACAGCGUCGUCCAGUUAUUAGCAUCGUUACGUGCCAUGGAUUUGAGACAUUGUUUAAAAGGGUUUACGACGAAGACGCGCGCUGGCCUACCGGUGCACCCGACGAACACUCGAGCGUAGUCGGAUCCACGAAGAGUACAGGUCCUGUACUCGUGGUUUCUUAGAAUUUUAUCGGGGAGAAUCCGUAGUUGGAGAUUAUAUCGUUAGCGGAACGAGGAGCAAGGAGAAAUGAGAGGUCGUAGAAUGAUUUGGACUGUGUUGACUGCGAUUUAGCGGGAGAUUGACACGUGUGGCAACGAUUGAUAACAAUUGGUCAAAUAGUCCUGCCAGUAGGGGGAUGAAUCGGUGGUCUCGAGAGAACUCGAUAUUCCGUGCGAGACGCUCGAUAUUCAGUAGUGUCAUUGAAAUAGGCCCAAUAAUAAAUGUCUGCUACUUAAUCUAUUUCAAAAAAUCGUUACCCAAAAUUUCAAGUUUCAUACGAUUUUUACUAGAAAACUUAAAUGUCGAACCAAAUAUGAAUACUCCUUUUAAAGCGAAACUGUUAAUGCCAAUAAUACGAUAUUACAAUUGAAUUGUACUACAUUUCAUUGCAAAAUCUAUCAAGUACAAACAAUCUUCCUAUGUGUUCUUCCAGUGUAGAAUUUAUUUGAAAAACGGGUCUAUUGAGAUGCGCGGUACUGUAUGGAUUAAAAUGGGGUAGCGAAAUUCGAUUAAAAAUUAUUUCCAGUAUUUCUUACUGCGUGGAAAGGAUCGAGCCCCCACUCAGGAGCGUCUCCGUAGAGGAAACGAUUCUCGCCAACGAUUUUAUCGAUUGUUAAUCGCGCACAAGUGUUUCGUAAGUUCGACGGUUAUCGUGGGGAUGAUACGACCGUUUCGAAGGUCCUUAGCCGCUUGCUCGAGUUCUUCAGGAUUAACGACAUCGAGGAUGUUGACCUUAUCGAGCUAUUGGGAUCCUUCAGGAAACUUCCCCGUGAAAGUACACGAGGAUUUGAGAAAACCUCGACGGAAGGACUCUUUACCUUCUUCCUUCGAAGAUGGUGGCAGUGGGACGGGGAAGUUUCGUAGAAAAUGGGAUAUCAAGUGCGCAGAGUUUGGUUCGUCGAGUAUCCGUAUAAGGAUGUGAUUGUUUAAGGAGGGUCGCUUCUCCUUCUUUGUUGAUAUAUAAAAGAACGAUGAUCUUGCAAUCUCGAAAAAGCGUGUUAUUAGGUUACGUUUAAAUUUUUUGUUUUCAAGCUAUUUUUAGAACCCGAGAUGUUACAUGAGAAAAAUGGUAUCGAUUAUUGAAUAAAAAUGUUAUAUGUAAUAAAUUUAGUUAUACAUUUGUUUCAGACUGUUCUUUAGAAUUUAAAAAUGUUACGAAUCGAAUUCGUCAAAUUAAUAUAUAUAAAAAGACAAAUAACAUAAGUAUGUAUAUAAAACAAACGGUUUUUUCGAGGCUCCAAAAUGAUCGUCCCUUUAUCUGUACGCAUAGACGCUUGUCUACUCGAAACAAUAAAUAAUUUCAUGGUUUCGCAAAUCAGCAGAAAAGGGGGAGUCACGUUCGAGCCAGCAAUCGCAUAUUUAUUUAUGAAAGAGCAAUCAUAAUCGAGCCAGGUAAUCCGUACAAGAAGCUCAUUCGUCGGCGGAGGUCGUCGCGACGCUCGACGCCGUGAAACGAGGGGAUUGAUAUAAUCUCAGGAACCCAAAAGACAACGCGCGCUGGGGAGCCUGGACUUCCUCGGGCUUCCUUUAUCCGGAUUUGUCGGAGCACUAAGUGGAAUUAUUCGAGGAAUUGGAGGGUCCGACCUCGACUUUUGGCCUCCCGUGACUGCGGAACGGGGGACGGGGGGUAGGGGGAUGUCGAUCCCUAGGACUUGGACCUGAUCAAGCGAAACCGCAGGUUUGUUAAGGAAGACGGAGCCUGCUAGCUAAUGAAUUGGUGAAUCGUCGAAGUUCUUGUCAGUGUAAUCGCGCGUGUCCUUAGAUCAGUGAGCGUGCGAGAGAGCGUGCGUGAGAGAGAACAGUGAUUUACGCGAGAGAGAAUGGGGAAGGAUGGCAGCGAGGACGAGGAACGAUGGACAAAAUAAAUUGUAAAUUGUACUCGAUGUGGGAGACGCUUGGAACGCGCAGAGUGUCCGGGUCCAUCCUAAUUCUGUUCUACUUCUCUUCCUGGAGGAUGCUUACAAGGACGAUUAUCGUGAGGGGUGAGUGUCCCGUGACAAUUGUUGUGAUAUAACACUUCCGUAUUUGGUUGAUGGGAGUAUUUUUUAAACUUCGUUCUACCGGAGUGUUUCUUAAACUUCACAGAUGUUUUACGGAAUCCCUAAAGUAGGAUUGAAUUAUCCUUCUCAUAUACAUAUUUAUUCUAUUUAAAGCUGAAUGUAUUUAAGAUUUGCAUAUUUUUAUUGAAUUUGUGUAAGUCUUAGGUAUUUAUUAUCUACCGAGGUAGAAUUAAAUUGUUACUAUGAAAUAUUGGACAGAUUUGAAUGGCAAUGACAGGAUGUUUCAUUCUUUAUAUUUUUACGAUUGACAAUAGAAAACUUUAUGACAUAUUUUUAUUAGUAUAAAUACUUCGUAAGAUUUAUUUCGCUGUAUUCUAACCCUCACCGGGCCGAAUUUUUGUUUUCUGCAAAUAACUUGCAAGGCAUGUAUUUUGAUAUUACAAGUUGAUGGUGCUGCAAACCGUCAUUAAUAUUAUUAUUGGUUAUCAGAGAUAUUGUGGAGUAAAAUGUCGAUAUAUUGGAGAAAAAUUUAUAGAAUGACCAGGAAUAUCAUUAUUAAGAUUAUUGAACGUUAAUAAUAUUACAUUAUUAUUAUGGUUAUUAAUACUGAACGUUUUUAUUGUGUACAUGGUUAAAGAUUGCAUAUAUUGUAUAGAGGAAUAGUUUGUUGAAUGGCCAGAAACAUUACUCUUAUUAUUAUUAUUAUUAUUAUUAUUAUUAUUGAAUGUUAAUAAUAAUACAUUACUAUCAUUAUUAAUAUUAUUACUGAAUGUUUAUAUUGUGUAUAUAGUUACAGUGUAUGCAUGUUGUAUUACUGAUCGUUUUUACGGUGAACACAGUCGAAGAGUGUACAUGCCGUGUACAAAAAUAAUUUGUUGACUGGCCAGGAAAUGUUUUCCAAUUUGAUCUCGAUCCAAACAAAUUAAUUUUAUGGUUAUUUCUAAAUCGAUCAUCGUAGUUGUUGUGUAAGUGAAACUCUUUACACUUUCGAAUAAACGAUUGUUUUCAAUUAGUCAAACGCGAAAAUGAAUCGCUGCAAGUCGAAACGUGCUCCCUCUCAUUGUUAUUCCGUCGUGCCAGUUUCAAGCCAGAUCAUCGACGGGCGUGAAACGAAAAUUGAAUUGUAAAAUCAGUUCUUGAACGUAAAUGGAUUUUCCAAUCAGUAAAUUUCACGGUGUCUCGUUCUUGUUACCUAUACAUACGCCACGCAUCUGUCGGCAAAUUUUCCUGUGCAGAGGAACCGUUCAUUGUUCUCUCUGUUUCUCGAACAGUUAGCCUUGAUUACGUUUUACCGAACGGGGAAACAGCGUUAGGCUCUUGUCGAGCUGAAACAAAAAUUCGUAACACCCGACCUACAUAGAAAGAACUUUAUUGGAGGGAAAAAAGUCUGCAUAAUAAAGUUUUGUGUAACAAGAUUUCUUGUUUUAAAUCUGCGUUGGAAAAUUCUACGUUUAUAUAGUUAUUUAAUUAUUUGGAAACUUUGUGAAAUUUUAGUUGUAAUAUAAAUAAUUUGUUACUUUUGUACAAAAUUAGUGCGGAAAUGUAUUCGACGAAGAAAGAAAAGACAAAUUCCUUGAUUUAUACAGGUGGAUUGGUCUUUUCUUUGGAUAAGUAGAGACAGACAGUGACAAUGUUCACGAAUGACAAGAACGGUUCGAGGCAGGUUUUUAUUUUUUCGACAAUGUGCACACUUUUAUGCGAAGAGAGAAAAAUCUGCUUCGAAUGGCAUUGCUUUAUAAGAACAUGCUUCGAUCGAAUAACCUAACCCAGACAGUUCAAACAGCGGAAAAUUCGAAUGACAGAGGUUCCACUGAAGUCGAUACAGGAGAUGGAGAAGAUAAAGAGGAGUUUAAAGCGAACAAAGUCGUUGUAAGCAUCCGUGCGAGUCUGAGUGUUGCGAGAUUGUGAAGAAAAAGAACCCGUGCGAGGGGCCAGCCGUAAGUAACCUAACUAAUAAAUUUAGUUUAGUCGAGGAACGCUCGCCAUCGUAAAAGAAUUCGUGCGUCUUAGCGCCUAAGAGAAGAUAAAAAGGGUCGAUCGUCUUGGGACGUUUGUCGAACCACGGCAUGGCUUGAAUUUUCCAAAGAUAAGAGAGAGAGAGAGAGAGUGAAAGAAAGAGGAAGCAUGUGUGAGAAGCGUGAAAUGUUCGAAAGUCGUUGAAAAUUUGUCGAUUCAUCGACGGAUCCUCGAUUCGUUCGAUCAACGCGUUUCCUUUCCUUUCCCUUCGUUUUUGAAUCGCGAACACAAUGAUUUCAAGCGACGGGUGUGCUCGUUUCGAACGAAUCUCGUUAGUUCUAAGAUUCUCGAUGAAUUAACGCGCGAAACAGCGACGUCUUCAACGUCAUUUACAUACAGAAUUAAAUACAUACGUACAUGUAAACACACGUACACAGACACACACGAACACACACAUUCAACUAUCAAUGUUUGGAAUGUUGGGAUUUGUUUAAAUAAAUACUUAAAGCAUUUAAAGCGUA